UCUCUAUAUAUAUAACUCCUUCCUCCUUUCUCAAUCCUCUGUGUAUCUCUCUCUAUCUACCUUCUUCUCUGAACUUAAAAGAGCCAACGAAACAAGAUUCAGAGGACAGUGAACAAAGGAGACAGUAAUCAAUCCUAACUCGUUCAUUUCUUGAUUUCUUCUUUUUCCUUAUUCCGGCUAUGAGGAUUGUACGUGCGACAGAGACGUUCUCGGCUGAGCUUAAGGACUUCAUGUGCGCCGCUGUGCAAAGGAGGAGAGACGACGACGGGUUCGGAGGCUGUGGUGGCGGUGGCAAAUCAAGAAAUGCGAUGGAUCUGGAUUCUGACGCCGGGAACAGAUUGGUUUGUGUUACCGGUGGUGUCUCUUACCUUGGUCGUGCCAUUGUUAAACGGCUCCUUGUUCAUGGAUACUCCGUACGGAUCGUCGUUGAUUGUCCUGAGGAUAAAGAGAAAGUGAGUGAGAUGGAAGCUGAUGCUGAAACGGCGUCGUUUGGUAACAGGAUUACGUCAGUAGUGUCAAGAUUAACAGAGAUGGAGAGUUUGAUCAAAGCGUUCGAUGGUUGUGCUGGCGUUUUCCACACCACUGCUUUCAUCGAUCCGGCCGGAAUCUCUGGAUAUUCGAAAUCGAUGGCGGAAUUAGAAGCAAAAGUGAGCGAGAGUGUAAUCGAAGCGUGCACGAGAACAGCUUCAGUGAGAAAAUGUGUCUUCACAUCAUCUCUCUUAGCAUGUGCUUUGCAGAACAGUUCCUUUAACAAUCUUAAUCACUCUGUUAUCAACGAGGAGAGCUGGAGCGAUGAACAACUCUGUGUCGAUAAUAAGCUUUGGUAUGCACUUGGAAAACUGAAAGCUGAGAAAGCCGCGUGGAGAAUCGCAGAUUCAAAAGGAUUAAAGCUUGCAACUAUAUGUCCUGCUCUUGUAACUGGUCCUGACUUCUUCAACCGUAACUCCACUUCAACCUUGGCUUAUCUCAAAGGAGCAAAAGAGAUGUACAGCCACGGAUUAUUAGCGACAAUGGAUGUGAAUAGGCUGGCUAAAGCUCACGUAUGUCUGUGGGAAGGUUUGGGUAACAAAACCGCGUUUGGUAGAUACAUUUGCUUCGACAACAUUCUCUCUAGAGAUGGUGCUGAGAAACUUGCUAAAGAUAUUGGUGUCCAAAUCGAAAAGAUUUGCGAUAGCAGCAGCGAUUCAGACGCAGAGGAAGAAGCCUCUCCUUCUGAUUUACAAAUAUCAGAUAAAAAGCUACUAGAUCUUAUGUCAAGAACUCUACGAAGUUGCUAUCACGAGAGUUAGGUAGAUACGACAAAAUAAAACUAAAUAAAAAUCUAAACGGAGUAGUUCUAAGCUAUGGUUGUGAUGUAUGCUCUUAUUCUUUACUUCUUUUUUUAAUAUUAUCUUUUACAAGUUUCAUUUA
This is a messenger RNA of Capsella rubella, 1410 nucleotides long. RefSeq names its product cinnamoyl-CoA reductase-like SNL6. Bases 180 to 1289 code for a protein of 369 amino acids. Gene Ontology annotation, molecular function: 3-beta-hydroxy-Delta5-steroid dehydrogenase (NAD+) activity. The transcript has 5 exons. Gene Ontology annotation, biological process: steroid biosynthetic process. The record is from RefSeq and is a predicted model, not a curated record. Lineage: Eukaryota; Viridiplantae; Streptophyta; Magnoliopsida; Brassicales; Brassicaceae.